CAAUUCGAGACAGUGCGCAAUGCUCAGUCAAUCGGUUCUUUUUCUUAUGAAUUUAGUGGUUUUUACCAGUUGUAAUAGUUUGGAAUAUGAAAAUGCUACCGAGCUUGGUCCAGAUGAAGCUGCUGAAACAGCACAAUCUUUCCUGGAAGCUGGAUUAGAAGGAAUAAGCAUCAAUCGUAUAACUCAUCGGGACCAAGACAUCGACUCGUGCCAUCUGAUCAGAACAUCGAUCUAUGAGGUUCAACUUUUGACGAGUGGGGAAACAUUUGAAAUAACCACGGUUACAAACACCACCAACCGUCAAAAUUGCUGGAACAAAGAUAAACUGGUUGCUUUGAUAGCUGCAAGGAAGCUGAAUCGUGUUCUUAAGUCGAGGAAGGAUGUUUUCCUAAAGGUUGCUAACCUGGAAAUCAUUCCUGUGGAAGAUUUUCUAACGAAUUUUUCUAAUAUGAAACAAGAGGAUUUUUACCUAUUUUCUGCAACAUAUUCUUACAAAUUCGAUGAAAGCAACGAACCGGAUCAAGAUUUCGAGCUUAUAGCGUUCAAUAUCAAGAUGAUCGAUUCGGGGGAUGAGUAUUUGAUAAACACCGAAACAGUCGUCGGAUUUGACUCGAGUGUUGACGUUAAAACCAGGAAGACUCCUUAUCCGCCAAAGGUUCUACUAUCUUUGCUCGGUGGAGGAAGCUACACCAAUAUGAGAAGAUUGAACUGA
Molecule: messenger RNA, 712 nt
Organism: Uranotaenia lowii
Lineage: Eukaryota; Metazoa; Arthropoda; Insecta; Diptera; Culicidae
Exons: 3
Coding region: 20-712 (230 amino acids)
Source: RefSeq, a predicted model, not a curated record